Messenger RNA from Struthio camelus australis, 2860 nucleotides. It is a transcript of the gene RBM17, whose product is annotated as RNA binding motif protein 17. Gene Ontology annotation, biological process: mRNA cis splicing, via spliceosome; alternative mRNA splicing, via spliceosome. Lineage: Eukaryota; Metazoa; Chordata; Aves; Struthioniformes; Struthionidae. Gene Ontology annotation, molecular function: RNA binding. Gene Ontology annotation, cellular component: precatalytic spliceosome. The record is from RefSeq and is a predicted model, not a curated record.
ACCUCGAAAUGAGCUCUCUGGAGAGGCGGAGAAAUCACCGUAGCUGAAUAAACUCCCGGCGAGGACAGAUAACGCCAUUUCAGGGACUGUUUUGGAAAGCAGAAAUGAUUUCUGCAGCGAAACGAUCAGCGGAAUCAACCGAUCCAGCCCACUUCAGGCCCAAACGAUGCUCUCAUACUACAGUUCUAAAUUGAGGAGAAAAUGUCACUUUACGAUGACUUGGGAGUUGAGACCAGCGAUUCCAAAACAGAAGGCUGGUCCAAAAAUUUCAAACUACUGCAGUCUCAACUGCAGGUGAAGAAAGCAGCUCUUACACAAGCAAAGAGUCAGAGAACAAAACAAACAACAGUCCUUGCACCAGUGAUUGACCUGAAACGAGGCAGCUCUUCUGAUGAGAGACAGAUUGUGGACACGCCACCUCAUGUAGCAGCUGGGUUAAAGGAUCCUGUACCUAGUGGCUUUUCUGCAGGAGAUGUGUUGAUUCCUUUGGCGGAUGAAUAUGAUCCCAUGUUUCCAAAUGAUUAUGAGAAAGUGGUAAAACGUCAAAGAGAGGAACGACAGAGGCAGCGUGAACUGGAGAGGCAAAAGGAGAUUGAAGAAAGAGAAAAAAGACGUAAAGACAGACAUGAAGCCAGUGGGUUUUCGAGAAGACCAGAUCCAGAUUCUGAUGAAGAUGAAGAUUAUGAAAGGGAGAGAAGAAAAAGAAGUAUGGGAGGAGCUGCUAUAGCACCACCAACAUCUCUUGUUGAGAAGGACAAAGAACCUGUAGCAUCCUUUCCAUUUGAAGAAGAGUCAAGACCUCGGGCACCAUCCUCUAAAGCAGCUAUUCCUCCUCCGGUGUAUGAUGAGCCAGAAAGACCUCGUUCCCCCACAGGACCUAGUAACUCUUUCCUUGCUAACAUGGGAGGGACAGUAGCUCAUAAAAUCAUGCAGAAGUAUGGUUUCAGAGAGGGCCAGGGUCUGGGGAAGCAUGAGCAGGGACUGAGCACAGCACUGUCAGUAGAGAAAACAAGCAAGAGAGGUGGCAAGAUCAUUGUUGGUGAUGCUGCAGAUAAAGUAGAUGCAGCCAAGAAAACAGAUUCUAACCCGUUAACUGAGAUACUGAAAUGUCCAACUAAAGUGGUCUUAUUAAGGAACAUGGUAGGUGCUGGGGAGGUAGACGAAGAUCUGGAAGUUGAAACUAAGGAAGAAUGUGAAAAAUAUGGCAAGGUUGGGAAAUGUGUCAUCUUUGAGAUUCCUGGUGCACCUGAUGAUGAAGCUGUAAGAAUAUUUUUAGAGUUUGAACGGGUUGAAUCUGCUAUCAAAGCUGUGGUGGAUCUAAAUGGAAGGUACUUUGGUGGCCGAGUGGUGAAGGCUUGUUUCUACAACCUGGACAAGUUCAGAGUAUUGGAUCUGGCAGAGCAAGUGUGAUUUUUAAAAUCUAGCUCGAGGUGUCACUGUUUUGGCAAUCAUGUUUUCAGCAGUAGGCUGGGAAUAAAGAAGAGAAACGUAGCUUUCCUAGCAAACUGGAAACAAGCCUCAUUGAAUGGAUUUUUCGCAUUCGUUGUGACUUACACUUUUGUAAUAUAAAGCCCUUUGAAAGUAAAAUUCACGUCUGUGUGUUUUUGAAUUGCACAAUUCUGCUUAUUGCUCUGGGAAUCCUGAUUUUUUUGGAGCUUUCAAAGGACUUCGUUCUUUUGAAACCCACUGCUGAGGAGAUGCUUUGUCUGUAUUCCUGCUUUCCUUGUUCUGGUGCUUCAUCAUGGAGUCCGCUGUGCUGCAUCCACAAUAAGUGGGAAGCUUUGGAAAAGGACUGUGUGCUAUCAUGCCUCUCUUUCCUGACGAUAUCUCCCAGAAUUCCAGCCUUGCUCGUAAGUCCUCAGUCUCUGCACUCCAGAGUGAUUUGGGGUCACUGGACGAUUGGCAGCUAGUUUAUUCUCUCCUGACUCCAGGACAAUGCUUUCCAUACCAGAAUUGGAGAGUAAAGUAACAAGGAAUGAGCCUGAGUUUCUUCCCGUAUCCAAAGAAAAUACACGCUUAACCCAGGGAAAUGGAAGGAGUUUUAAAUGCCUAGCCAUGUAAAUCGGAAUGAGUGGACUGUCAGCAGAAGCUCUACGCUGUCAGACAGUCUUAGCUAGAAAUAUCAAGGGUUAUCUGAUUUCAGGUCAGUACUGAAGUGCUAUAGGUAGAGCUGAGGGACACUCAUUCUUGCAUCUGGCUGACUGUGUGAUUCUCACUUCCUCUAACAUCGCACUUAGUUACCUAACUUUUUAAUUGAGUCAAACCUGGCAUGUGCGCUCUCUCUAUAUUUCUGUAUUUGCAGUCAAGUAACACUGCAGGGUGACUCUAAGAAGGCAGGCCAGUUGGAGUUUUCAAAAUGAUAGGCAAUGGAAGAAAAUUCAAAUGAAAAUCUGAAGAGUUGACCAACUAAACACUCCAACUCUUCUCUUUUUUUCCCUGUCUGAUAUGAAAUAAUAUAUGGCACUCUGUUCCUGGUCUUAUGUUCAGUUUUUGUUUGGAAACAGUAUGUGACCAAGAGCUGGCAAGAGGUGGCCAUGCAAUGAUGGCAGUUGUCUCUGUGCUCCGUGAUACUUUGAAUGGCCGCUGAAAUUGUACAAAUAUUAAAAUGGAAGAGAGCUUUGAGGGCAUUUUAGCUGGUUGGAAGUUGAUGCUGGCUGUCUUUUUCCUGUUGUACACAUGUAUUGGGGGGUGGGGUAUAGACCUGUAGUUGAUCAAUGCUGUGAGUAUCUCCAGUUCUUGCCCUUUUUUAACUUUUGGCUGCAGAUCUAUAUGACAAAUUCUUGGUCUUUUUUAUUUUGUCUGCUUGUGUUCCAACAACCUCUGUACAAACAUUCGCUUGUAAAACAAAACAAUUUUUAAA